Molecule: messenger RNA, 916 nt
Organism: Labeo rohita (rohu)
Lineage: Eukaryota; Metazoa; Chordata; Actinopteri; Cypriniformes; Cyprinidae
Gene: tma16
Product: translation machinery associated 16 homolog
Exons: 7
Coding region: 109-687 (192 amino acids)
Cellular component (GO): nucleus
Source: RefSeq, a predicted model, not a curated record
AAAACACGGAACAAAAAUACCGUCGAACAGUCUCAGCGGUCCGUGCCUUAAAUCCUUCCCCCAUAUAUUACACGUGUGAACGACAGACGUUCAUCUAUAUCAGCAAAUAUGCCGAAGGCAGCCAAAGGGAAGGCACAGACGGAGCAGAAGGCUAUUCACCCAUACAGCAGGAAAGCUGCAUAUUUAGCAAGAGCUGCCAUCAAACAACAGAGAAAAGAAAAGUUAAAAGGCGAAAAGGCACAACGUCUAAAUGUAGUAGGUGAAAAACUUUUGUGGUUCCAAAGCCAGCUGGACCCUGACAAAUCAGACUACACUAAACACGAUGCUUGUAAAAUAGUUGAGAGGUACCUUCAGCGGUUUGAAGGAGAGUUGGAGCAGAUUGAGUUAGCGAAUAGUAUUAAAGGACGACAGGGUCGUCAGUACGCCUCAAGAGAGGCUGUCAUCAAACAAACAAUAGAGCGAGAGAGAGCUCUGUAUGAAGGCAAUGGCUUUGAAAUCCCUGAUUUCAUCAACUCUAAGCAUCUGAAAGUAUUUAGAGAGUGGACCGGUGACCUCAAGAAACUCCCCAACAUUAAAAUGACAAAGGUUUCAGCCAAAGAUACUGCACCGUCUGCAGUUUCUCAAGAUAAACACGUGGAAGAAGAGAAUAAGGAAGAUGUAUCUCUGAAUUCUGAUACGGACCUAUAGUACUGUGAAAUCCUGCAGCUUUACUAAAGUAAAGUUUACUGUAGGAAAAAGGACAUCACACUGUGUGUAAGGAAAGAAAGAACAAGACAUUGCUUGACGUUUUGUGCUACCAGAGUAUAUUAGGCCUUGUGCAGAAAUGUGUUUUUGUAAGGAAGGGGGUUACUUAGUCAUUCAGGUAACAGUAUUAUUAAUCCAUCAAUAAACAGAGACUUCAAAACAGUUUAAUACA